AUGUCUUACAACCACAAUCAAUCUUUUUUCUUGUUAUUACUUGUCACUUUGUCAAUAACAAGUUGCUAUGUAAUUCAAGCAGAAGCGCGCCAUCUUCUUGAAGUAACUAUUCCCAAUCUUCCUAAGCCUGAAUUGCCACAACUCUCAGAAAUCCCAACUUUACCAAAGCUCGAAUUCCCUGAAAUUUCAAAAUCCGAGCUACCAACUCUACCAAAGCCCGAACUUCCAACGUUGCCAAAACUCGAGAUGCCUGUCAUUCCUAAGCCGGAACUACCAACUUUGCCAAAGCUAGAAAUUCCUCAAGUGCCUAAAAAGCCUUGA
Solanum tuberosum (potato) is the source of this 321-nucleotide messenger RNA. RefSeq names its product fibronectin-binding protein A-like. The transcript has a single exon. The record is from RefSeq and is a predicted model, not a curated record. Bases 1 to 321 code for a protein of 106 amino acids. NCBI's taxonomy places the organism in Eukaryota, Viridiplantae, Streptophyta, Magnoliopsida, Solanales, Solanaceae.